Messenger RNA from Lodderomyces theae, 405 nucleotides. RefSeq lists its product as uncharacterized. The transcript has a single exon. Lineage: Eukaryota; Fungi; Ascomycota; Pichiomycetes; Serinales; Debaryomycetaceae. The coding region runs from base 1 to 405 and encodes 134 amino acids. Gene Ontology annotation, biological process: Rho protein signal transduction. Gene Ontology annotation, cellular component: cytoplasm; membrane; cytosol. Gene Ontology annotation, molecular function: protein binding; Rho GDP-dissociation inhibitor activity. The record is from RefSeq and is a predicted model, not a curated record.
AUGACAAUUCACCACCACCCAGAUUUUAUUCCUUACCAAUACAUUGUCCAUAUCAAAGGCGAGGACAAACCUUUGGUCACUGAUGUUGAAUCAGCUGAAUCAAUUCACAUCAAGAUCCCUGCUGGUGUGAAAUUCUACCAAAUUGUUAGAUUUAAAGUCAAAAACAGAAAAUUAGAGAAUUUACAUUAUAAACAACUCACUAAAAAGGCGGGGUUAACCAUAAAGAAGAUUGAAGUUGACUUGGGCACUCAUGAACCAUCUGAAACUGAGAUCUAUGAAGUCCAAACACCAGAAGACUCAACCCCUGGUGGAUGGUUGACCAAGGGUCAAUAUUCCAGUACUACUACUUAUUACGAGGGAGACAAGGAAUUGUAUACCGAUGACUGGAUCUUGGAAAUUAUUUAG